Messenger RNA from Diorhabda sublineata, 4247 nucleotides. RefSeq names its product ATP-binding cassette subfamily C member 4-like. The transcript is spliced from 19 exons. NCBI's taxonomy places the organism in Eukaryota, Metazoa, Arthropoda, Insecta, Coleoptera, Chrysomelidae. Gene Ontology annotation, biological process: transmembrane transport. Gene Ontology annotation, molecular function: ATP binding; ABC-type transporter activity; ATP hydrolysis activity. Gene Ontology annotation, cellular component: membrane. The record is from RefSeq and is a predicted model, not a curated record. The coding region runs from base 109 to 4137 and encodes 1342 amino acids.
AGAAUCGAUAGAUUAGUAUAUUGAAGUUCGAUAUCUUCAAAGGGAAAAGGCAAGUUAUUAAAACGGAAAUCAACAGCUGAAUAGUCGAAUGGAAUUAUUGUUCAAAACAUGGAUUCAUCUAAAAAACACGUGAACGCGUCUCCAGAAGAUAAAGCUGGAUUUCUAUCGAAGCUAACGUAUUUGUGGUUUCUGCCAUUUUUUAAAUUUGGAUAUAACAAUGACAUUGUACUUCAAGAUGUAUACAAUGCAGCCAAAGCGGAUUUAUCUGGAUUAUUGGGAGAUGCUUUACAAAGGAAUUGGGAGAAAGAACUCAUUAAAUGCAGGAAGAUGAAAAACUUGAAUCCCAGUUUAAAGAAAGCCAUAUUUAAAACAUUUUGGAAAACCUAUGCACUGUAUGGAGCCAUCUUGUUUUUCCAAUUUAUUGUUCUAAGGAUGCUCCAACCAAUAGUUCUGGCUGAAUUCAUUAACUUUUUUGAUACAGACCAUGAAUCAUAUUUGGGAUGGCUUUGGGGAUCUGGUGUGGUAUUUAUGGCAUUUGGAGCUGUGGCAAUAACUCACAAUAUUAAUUUAGCUACACAAAGAAUUGGUAUGAGGGUCCGCAUUGCAGUGUGCUCUUUAGUUUACAGAAAGCUUUUAAAACUAAGUCACAAAUCACUUGGUAAGACAGCUGCAGGUCAGUUGGUGAAUUUAUUAUCCAAUGAUGUUAAAAGGUUUGAUUUAGUAUCGCCAUAUUUACAUUUUAUUUGGAUCUCACCUAUUAAUGCUAUAGUUGCUCUCUACGUUAUGUAUCAUUAUGUUGGAUUCAUUGCUGCUCUAGCUGGAAUGACCUUUAUUACAAUAGAAUCAAUUCCUUUACAAAUUAUAAUAUCUAAUUGGCAAGGAAAGUUACGAUUUGAGAUUGCGCAGAGAACAGAUAAGCGCGUUAAACUUAUGAGUGAAAUAACUUCAGGAAUACAAGUUAUCAAGAUGUAUGCUUGGGAGAAACCUUUUAAAAAAAUAAUAGAAUUUUCAAGAAAAAAAGAAAUAGACAUAAUUGCAAAGACGUCAUACUGUUAUGGAGUUGUGUCGGCAAUGAGUAUAUUUACAGAACGACUGAUUCUUUAUAUAACUCUGGUAACAGUGAUAGCACUUGGAGGAAGAAUUACUGGAGAUAUUGCUUUUUCUUUGGCUCAACUUUUUAACAACAUUCAGCUUGCUAUGGCAAUUAAUUUUCCAAAGGCGUUAUCAUAUUACUCUGAAGCGAAGGUAUCCAUAUCCAGGUUAGAAGAAUUUCUUAUCUUAGAAGACAUGAAAGAAAACCAAAUAGCUGUCGUAAAUGAAGAAUGCAAGAUAGGUGAUGUUAAACUAAGUGAAGUUACCGCAAGCUGGACAGAAGCAUCAAUUAUUCCAACUUUAAUGAAUAUAAAUUUGCACAUUGAACCCGGAACACUAUGCUGCAUUGUUGGCAAUGUAGGAUCUGGAAAAAGUAGUCUUUUGCAGUUGCUCUUAGGAGAACUACCUGCCUCCAGGGGAACAAUGAGUUUGCCAGGAAAAAUAUCGUACGCUUCUCAGGAGCCUUGGUUGUUUGUGUCGAAUGUUAGAAAGAAUAUUUUAUUUGGAAAGUCCUAUAUAAAAAAGAAAUACCAAGAUGUUAUCAAAGUAUGUUCCUUGGAAAGAGAUUUCAAACAACUUCCAUAUGGAGACAGGACAUUAGUAGGGGAAAGGGGAACAUCUUUGAGUGGUGGCCAGAGAGCGAGAGUAAAUUUAGCUAGAGCAGUCUAUACUGAAGCAGAUAUUUAUUUACUGGACGACCCAUUGUCAGCGGUAGACACUGAAGUGGCUAGACAUUUAUUUGACGAGUGUAUAGUUAAGUAUUUGAACAGAAAAACAAGGAUUUUGGUAACUCACCAACUCCAAUUCAUGAAGAAAGCCGAUGUUAUUGUCAUAAUUAAUAAUGGUAAAAUAGAGAAAGUGGCACGAUUCAAAGAAUUAUCUGAAAAUGAAUUGAUGGUUUUCCAACAAGAAUCUCAAACAGACGACAAAGAAAAAGGCAAAAUGCCGGACAAUUCUGAAACUCGAGUUAAGAAAGCUUCAGUUACCGCGCAAUAUCAGUCAGCAACUUCGUUGGCAAGUUCGAUGCAUUUUGAAGAUCCAGAAGAAACCGAAGAAUUGAUUGAAAAGGGGAUUAUCUCUAAUUCCGUUUACAAAGAAUACUGGCGAUCUGGUGGAGGAAUUUCAUUACUAUUGUUCACAUUGUUUAUCUUUAUUUUCUCCCAAAUAAUCACCAAUGGAUCAGAUCUUUGGUUGACAUAUUGGAUUAAUAUUGAAGCAAGAAGAUACAAUUUAUUAUCGUUACUUUCUCAAUCUUCCACAAGUAUCUUUUCAAGAGUUACACAAAUGGUUACUACAAUUCCGUCAUUGUCUACAAUUUCUGGAAACCUAAUGGAACAUACUCUGACUACAGUUAUACCUUUUGAAAACGUGACAAACAGUAUAAAAUCUAUAUCAAACUCAACUUUGGAAGAAUUGGAAAAAAUUGAAAGUCACCAGUAUUAUAUUUGGAUAUAUACUGCACUAAUACUAGUAUCAGUCAUAUUUUUAACGUGGCGAUGCUUUUUAUAUUACCAAAUAUGUAUGAAUUCUUCCAAGGUUUUACAUAAAAAAAUGUUUAGCAAUAUUCUUGAGGCUCCUAUGAGAUUCUUCGACACAAAUCCUUCAGGUAGAAUAUUAAACAGAUUUUCGAAAGAUAUGGGAGCAAUUGACGAAACAUUAACAAGUUGUCAACUUGGUGCUAUCCAAAUUAUGUUUGUCAUGUGUGGAAUAUUAAUUAUGGUGUUUAUAAAUGUUCCCUGGAUGAUAAUUCCUACACUAAUAUUUGCACCACUUUUUUACUAUUUCCGUAUAGUCUACUUAAAAACUGCACAAUCUCUAAACAGACUUGAAGGAGUUAGUAGAGCGCCCGUCUUUUCACAUAUAUCAGCUUCUUUAUAUGGAAUAACUACUAUAAGAGCUUCAAAGGCUGAAAAUAUGAUUAUCACAGAGUUUGAUAUUUUACAAGAUCAACAUACUAGUACAUGGUUCUUGUUCUUAGUAAGCAGCACUGCGUUUGGUUUUUAUUUAGAUGUCAUAAGUUGUAUUUUUUUGGCUAUAGUUACUUACCAGUACCUUAUAUUUAGAAAUGAAAACACAGUGAGUGGUACGGUAGGACUGGUAAUAUCCCAAAGUCUAAUUUUGACAGGCAUGGUACAAUCUGGUGUAAGGCAAACAGCUGAAGUAGCAAGUAAUAUGAUAAGUGUAGAAAGAGUUUUACAAUACACAAAAUUAGAUAAGGAAGGUCCCUUUGAAUCAUUGCCUACUAAGAGACCACCAAAAGAUUGGCCUAGUAAGGGUAGAAUAACAUUCAAAAAUGUUUACCUCAGUUAUGGAGAUGAUCUGCCGCCGGCUUUAAAAAAUUUAAACAUUGAGAUUAAAUCAGGAGAAAAAGUUGGUAUUGUGGGGAGAACUGGCGCUGGUAAAACUUCACUUAUUGCUUGCCUAUUCCGAUUAGCUCCAGUUGAUGGAAUUAUUUCAAUAGACGAUAUCAACACAGCAGAUAUUGGUUUGAACGAUUUGAGGUUAAAUAUUUCGAUUAUACCACAAGAACCAGUUUUGUUCUCUGCGCCACUAAGGUAUAACUUGGACCCAUUUGAAAAACAUAACGACGAAAUUUUAUGGAAAGCUUUAGAAAAUGUAGAAUUAAAGGAUUCAGUGACAGAUUUAAAUCAACCUGUAAGUGAAGGGGGUGCCAAUUUUAGUGUAGGACAAAGACAAUUGAUAUGUCUUGCUCGAGCUAUUGUUAGAAAUAACAAAAUUCUCGUAAUGGAUGAAGCUACAGCAAAUGUAGAUCCUCAAACUGAUGCUCUAAUUCAGAAAACAAUUCGCGAAAGAUUCAGAGACUGUACAGUAUUAACAAUUGCUCACAGAUUGAAUACUAUAAUGGAUUCUGAUAGGGUAUUAGUCAUGGACGCUGGUCAAGCUAUGGAAUUCAACCACCCCUACUUACUUUUACAAAACCAAGACGGCUUCUUUACAAAAAUGGUUAAAGAAACGGGAUCUGCUAUGGAAGAUAUUCUGAGAACAGUAGCUAAAAACGCAUAUCAUAUGAAAAAAGAUUCGUAAUGUUGUCAGUAAAUAUUAGCUCUAUUCGUUUUGAUAACUUUUAAAAUUGUAUCAAAUGUUGUUUUGCUAUAAAUGUGUCCUAAUCAAAAUAAACCGAAAUUUUUGGGCCA